Molecule: messenger RNA, 897 nt
Organism: Microthlaspi erraticum
Lineage: Eukaryota; Viridiplantae; Streptophyta; Magnoliopsida; Brassicales; Brassicaceae
Source: the annotation of a GenBank genome assembly
AUGGCUGACGGCAAUAACACUAACCCACCAUCACCUGUCCUACCUGCCGGUGACGUUCCAAGAACAUCCACUGCAGCAACUAUCACUCCAAGGCAACAGUCAGAAGCAAUAACUGUACCAGACCUAACUGAGACUCCUGCAGAAAGAGUGGCGAGGCUGGCUAGAAAAGAAGCAGGAACGUCUAAUGAAGCAGACGCCACAGCGGAGAGACUUGAAGCUGAAAGAGAUGAAGCGCAACGUAAGAAAGAUGCCUUUGUUGACUACUAUUCAAACUGGAGUUUCGCAACCAGGGCUUCUGGAUCUCUUGUGAAUGAGCAUACUAUAAUGGCUACUCACAGUGAUAUCGCAAGGGAUAACCCUCGUUUACCCUUCUAUGUGAACGAUACAACUGUCAAUCUCAUGGAUGCUCCAACUGCAGUCAUAGAUCUUUGUAACUUGCUUAACAGAAGCGAAGAUGCCUAUAGUCAUGAAGCUGCAUCUAUGGGGAGGGUGACCGAGAGAGAAUACUUGUUGCUUCCCGCGGGAUUGCCAAUACCUCAUGUCCCCAUCAACGAAGUAGGCACUCCAGAAGCUGUUAAGAGGUUCGACACAACGUGGUUGAUGGCUGUCUAUGCACUUAACAAGUCUCUCUGCAAUGACACUGCUAAUGGGAAUGAUAUUAAGUUUGGAUUAGCGAGGAUGCAAGCUGUUAAACUAGGCUGGUAUGAUGGUCUUCAACCUCAAGUCAAAAUGGUCACUGUCCCUGCUAAUCUUCUCAAGAUCAUGACCGAUGAUAAAGCAACUAUCAGCUCACUUGAAUCAAGCUACGGAUGCAGCAUGGAUGGUGCCAUUGGCCUGCGAGUAUAUGUUCCGUACCAAGGGACAUCGUUUCAUCACUGGACAGCAAGCAGAGUAUGA